Messenger RNA from Danaus chrysippus (African queen), 3612 nucleotides. The record is from the annotation of a GenBank genome assembly. Lineage: Eukaryota; Metazoa; Arthropoda; Insecta; Lepidoptera; Nymphalidae.
AUGUCGCUUGAAAUUCCGUUGAUGUCCACCGAUGAGGUGAUAGAGCUUGAUCCCGAAUCUUUACCGUGUGGUGAAGAAGUGCUUAGUAUAUUACAACAAGAGAGAUCCCAGCUAAAUGUCUGGAUUAAUGUCGCCCUUGCCUACUAUAAACAAAACAAGAUCGAUGAUUUCCUUAAAAUACUCGAGGCGUCCCGAGUGGAUGCAAAUAUUGACUACAGGGACUUCGAAAGGGAUCAAAUGCGAGCACUUGAUAUGUUGGCUGCAUAUUAUGUGCAAGAGGCAAACAAAGAAAAGUCUAAAGACAAGAAAAAGUUGCUUUUUACUGAAGCUACUUUGCUUUACACUAUGGCAGAUAAAAUUAUUAUGUACGAUCAGAAUCAUCUUCUUGGGCGAGCAUAUUUCUGUCUUCUUGAGGGUGAUAAAAUGGCGCAAGCAGACACACAGUUCAAUUUUGUCCUCAAUCAAGCACCCAACAAUGUGCCAUCACUGCUUGGAAAAGCCUGUAUUGCUUUUAACCGAAAGGACUAUAGAGGGGCUCUGGCAUUUUACAAAAAAGCUUUAAGAACAAAUCCUAACAGCCCAGCUGCUCUACGUUUGGGAAUGGGACAUUGUUUCAUGAAGUUGAAUAAUCAGGAAAAAGCUAGAAUGGCGUUUGAGAGAGCAUUGCAACUUGAUCCUCAAUGUGUUGGAGCUUUAGUCGGGCUAUCCAUCUUGAAAUUGAAUUUACAAGAGAGUGAAUCCAAUAAGAUGGCCGUCAUCAUGUUAUCUAAGGCAUAUGCAAUUGAUCCCAAAAACCCUAUGGUUUUAAAUCAUUUGGCAAACCAUUUCUUCUUUAAAAAGGAUUACAGUAAAGUUCAACAUCUGGCUCUGCAUGCAUAUCACAACACUGAGAAUGACGCAAUGAGGGCGGAAAGUUGUCACCAUUUGGCCAGAGCAUAUCAUGCGCAGGGUGAUUGUGUUAAAGCAUUCCAGUAUUAUUAUCAAGCUACACAGUUUGCUCCACCAAAUUUUGUACUACCACAUUAUGGUCUCGGACAAAUGUAUAUUUACAGAGGUGACACUGAAAAUGCAGCUCAAUGCUUCGAAAAAGUUCUUAAAGCUCAACCAGGCAAUUACGAAACUAUGAAGAUUCUAGGAUCUCUGUAUGCUAAUUCUCCUUCUCAAUUACAACGGGAUAUAGCAAGACAACAUCUGAAGAAAGUAACGGAACAAUUUCCAGAUGAUGUAGAGGCUUGGAUUGAAUUAGCACAAAUAUUGGAACAAAAUGAUUUACAGGGUUCACUUAAUGCAUAUUCCACUGCCAUGAAAAUCCUUAAAGAAAAGGUAAAUGCUGAGAUUCCAGCGGAAAUAUUAAACAAUGUUGCUGCAUUGCAUUACAGACUUGGUAACUUAAAUGAAGCUAUGAAAUAUUUGGAGGAAGCUUUGGAAAGAGAGAAAGUUGAAGCAGAGACUCUCGACGCUCAAUAUUACAAUUCAAUAUUAGUAACAACCAUGUACAACCUGGCCAGACUUAAUGAAGCACUCUGUGUAUACAACAAGGCUGAGAAGUUGUACAAAGAUAUAUUGAAGGAACAUCCUAAUUAUAUUGAUUGUUACUUGAGAUUGGGCUGUAUGGCAAGAGAUAAAGGGCAGAUAUACGAAGCAUCGGACUGGUUCAAAGAGGCCUUGAAGGUGAACAUCGAGCACCCGGACACGUGGUCGCUGUUGGGGAACCUGCACCUGGCGCAGCAGGAGUGGGGCCCGGGACAGAAGAAGUUUGAACGGAUACUACAGAACUCAAGCACGUCCAACGAUGCGUACUCGCUGAUUGCGCUCGGCAACGUGUGGCUUCAGACUCUACACCAGCCGGGUCGGGAGAAGGAUCGCGAGAAGAGACAUCAGGAACGAGCUCUGGCUUUAUAUAAACAGGUGUUGAAGAACGACCCCAAGAAUAUAUGGGCGGCCAACGGGAUAGGAUGCGUGCUAGCACAUAAAGGUUGCAUCAACGAAGCGCGUGACAUCUUCGCCCAGGUGCGGGAAGCGACAGCAGAUUUUCCAGACGUGUGGAUGAACAUUGCUCAUAUAUACGUGGAUCAGAAACAAUACAUUAAUGCUAUACAAAUGUACGAGAACUGCAUAAGAAAGUUCCGGACCCAUCACGACGUGGAGUGGCUGACGUGGCUCGGGCGCGCUCAGACUCUAGCGGGUAGAGCGCGCGCCGCUCGCACGUCUCUACUGAGAGCACGUCGAGUAGCGCCGCACGACCCCGCCUUACUCUACAACACCGCGCUCGCUCUACGACGACUGGCCGCGCACGUGCUGAAAGACGAACGAUCAGAACUCAGGGUCGUGCUGAGAGCGGUCCAUGAACUACAUGUGUCGCACAGAUACUUCCAACGCCUGUCCAACACCGACGGCACGCCCGCUGUGACGGACGGCGCGGCGACCACUGAGGCUCGAGAGACGACCGGCCCACUGGGCAGUGGAGCGGCGGCCGCGGCUGAAGCCAGGACAUGCGCUGACCUGCUCUCACAGGCGCAGUGGCAUGUGGCGAGAGCGAGACGGCAACACCAGGAGGAACUCACGCUCAGGGACAAGCAGCGGGAGCAGCGGGAGGCGUUCAGGAAACAACAGGAGGAAGAACGCAAGCGGAGGGAGGAGGAACAAGCGAAGAGCACAGUGGAAAUGUUACAGAAGCGACAAGAAUACAAGGAGAAGACAAAGAACGCUUUGUUAUUCGCGGAUAUGCCGUCUGAGAGUAAACAGAAAGGACGAGGUCGCAGAAGAGACGAGUAUAUAUCAGACUCGGGCAGCGAACAAGACAGGCCGAGAGAGGAAGGGGAACCGAAACAACGUAAGCGCAAGCGUGAUGCUGAAGGUCGUAAAGGUAAAACUAAGAAGAAGAAUCAACGAACCAGCGACACUGAUAGUGAUGCGCCGCGGAAUAAGAGCAGGAAGAAGGGUGAAAGGGGUAUCGGUAAACGCGAGAAAGCCAAAAUGGCGGAGGACAAGCUGGGAGCUAAACAGCGAGCUAAGAUCGUAUCAAAAGAAACUAUAUCGACCUCGGAAUCGGACUCCGAUGGUGGUAAGCGUAAGUCACGUAGCCGGAGUCGCGGAGGAAGUCGCAGCGGAAGCGGAAGUAGAAGUCCUCCCGCCAAUAAAGGGAGGAAAAGGAUCAUGUCGGCGUCAGACAGUGACAAAUCACGUUCAAAAAGUCGAUCGAAGUCUAGAAGUCGCUCGCGGUCCGGUUCAGCUAAAAGCCGACCAAAAUCCAAGAGUCGGUCGAGGUCUAAAGACGGAUCCAGAUCGAAGAGCCGAUCCCGAUCAAAAAGUAGAUCUCGCUCGAAAAGUAGAUCUCGCUCGAAAAGCCCUUCCAGGUCCAAGAGUCGCUCUAGGUCCAAAAGUGGAUCUAGAUCUAAAAGCCCAUCGAGAUCGCGUUCAAGAUCCAAAAGCCGUUCCAGGUCAAAGUCGAAGAGUGUAUCGCGUUCCAGGUCAAGAUCCAAAAGUGGAUCGCGCAGUCGUUCCGGAUCGAGAUCUCACUCUGGAUCUAGGUCUAGAUCCGGAUCUAGAAACUCUAGACCAGCGACACCUGAGUCUAGAAAAUCUGUCUCAGCUAGUGAAGAUGAAGCUUAG